GCUGGCGCUGAGCGCAGUCCAGGAGUGGUGGAGACUAUGACCACGCUGCGAAGGCUUCGAGAGGCGCCCCGGCACUUGCUAGUCUGCGAGAGAUCCAACUUCAGCCACCACAAGUCACGCCACCGGCAUCUAGUGGAGGCGCACUAUCACAAUUACCGGGUUGCCAUGAAGAAGUGAACUGCUUGAGUUGUUCAAUUUCUCUUUGCCUGAGAUUGAUCUGUUAAGAGGUUCCUGCAAUGCCUGAUGCUCAAUACAAAUAUUGAUGAAGAUAAUACUGUUGAUCUGCUACUCAAUGGAAAGUUGAUUUUAUCCCUGGAUAAAGACACUUAUGAAGAAACUGGACUUCAAGGUCAUCCCUCUCAGUAUUCUGGCAGAAAAAUCAGGAAGUUCAUUGUUUCCAAUGAUUUGAUGGAUUCAUCUUUUAUAUUAGAGUCUAUGAAGUAUAAAAGAACAUGUUGGUCCUUCAAAGAAAAGGCUUUGACGUUUGAUUUCCUUUUGGCUUGGCAUUGUGCAGAAGCAUCAUCCUAAAGUAGAGCAGAGCACAGUGAAUGGUUUGCAGUGUCUGGUGCUGCAGAGCAGUGAGCUCAAGGGAGAGAGAGCCAGAGUCAUCCUGCGGUGU
Dipodomys ordii (Ord's kangaroo rat) is the source of this 619-nucleotide messenger RNA. Its product is annotated as ribonuclease P protein subunit p40-like. The record is from RefSeq and is a predicted model, not a curated record. The transcript has 6 exons. Bases 244 to 528 code for a protein of 94 amino acids. Gene Ontology annotation, molecular function: ribonuclease MRP activity; ribonuclease P activity. NCBI's taxonomy places the organism in Eukaryota, Metazoa, Chordata, Mammalia, Rodentia, Heteromyidae. Gene Ontology annotation, biological process: endonucleolytic cleavage in ITS1 to separate SSU-rRNA from 5.8S rRNA and LSU-rRNA from tricistronic rRNA transcript (SSU-rRNA, 5.8S rRNA, LSU-rRNA); tRNA 3'-end processing; tRNA 5'-leader removal. Gene Ontology annotation, cellular component: ribonuclease MRP complex; multimeric ribonuclease P complex.